Jatropha curcas is the source of this 2082-nucleotide messenger RNA. Its product is annotated as RING/U-box superfamily protein. Gene Ontology annotation, molecular function: zinc ion binding. The record is from RefSeq and is a predicted model, not a curated record. NCBI's taxonomy places the organism in Eukaryota, Viridiplantae, Streptophyta, Magnoliopsida, Malpighiales, Euphorbiaceae.
AUCCUCUUACUGCUGUACCAAAUCCAAAUCUUACACUCGUUCUCUUCACAACAACGGGAGAGGAGAAAAAAAAAAAACAUAAAAAGAAAAAAAAAAAAAGGUUUAGCUCUCCCUCUCUCUCUGAGAGUUUGGCGUGAGCAAAUGGAGUAAACAGGCUGACGCUGGAUUUUCUCGGGAAAAUGAGAGAAAAGGAAAGAAAAUAAACCGAGCUUCAAGGCGCUUUCUUUAGCUUGUUUUUGGCUCUAACAUUUGUAACCUUAUGCAUCAGCCUUUCAUAUAAAUCUGCUUUAUAUUUAAAGAAAAACAAAAACACCGAAUCUAUAGAGAUUUUUGCAGUGCCAAAUUGAGGACGCAGACACGUUGAGCAUUGAUUGAAGGGGAAAAGUUAGUCAUAAAAUUGAAAAGUUUACAGACAGAUGCUUUCAUGCCUUUUAAGUCUGUUAUCAGACUUAGAUGGAUGCUAUUUCUUCUGAACCAAAUAGCAACGUCCUAAGUGACCAACACCCUUUGCUGAUUGAACGGAUGGAGAGCCAUGGUGAUAGUGAGCACAUAAUUGACAUAACAAGAAAUGAUGAUGCUUCAUCACACUCAUCUCAUUAUGAUCAGCCUCCUGAAGUGGACUUACCACAACGUGAAGAGAGAUCAUCAAGUGCAAGUGGCCCUACUCAUCAAACUUCUUCAUCUCCCUUAAAUCGAUUAAGCUCUAGGAAUCCAACAUUUGCAAGGAGAGGUGAUGGGUAUGAUCAUCGGCACAGGAGUCCUUUGAACUCCGGGCUAUGGAUUUCCAUUGAGCUACUUGUCACUGUGGGUCAGAUUAUAGCUUCUGUUGUUGUUUUGUCGUUGUCUAGAGAUGAAAACCCACAAGCCCCGUUAUUUGCAUGGGUUGUGGGUUAUGCAUCUGGUUGUGUUGCAACACUUCCCAUUCUUUACUGGCGUUUUCGUAACCGCAACCAGAGUGCCCAGCAAGAUUCCGUUCAGUCGCUACAAGGCACUUCCCAGAACAAUCCUCCCGGCUCUACAUCUUAUACAGCCAUUUCUGUUAUGCAUGCUUCAGAUGAGGAAAACUUUCGUUCCUCGGAUGCAACAAUAAAUGAUCAAGCAGCACAACCCUUUGCUGCACGGCUCAAUGGACUAAUGGACAAUUUCAAGAUGGCCCUAGAUUGCUUCUUUGCAGUGUGGUUUGUUGUGGGCAAUGUGUGGAUUUUUGGAGGUCAUUCUACUCCCACUGAUGCCCCCAAAUUGUACAAAUUAUGUAUAGUGUUCCUUACUUUUAGCUGUAUAGGAUAUGCCAUGCCAUUUAUACUAUGUGCAACAAUUUGUUGCUGCUUGCCUUGCAUAAUCUCUCUCCUAGGCUUCCGGGAGGAUUUUUCUCACACUAGAGGCGCCACUACAGAAUCCAUCAAUAGUUUGCCAACCUACAAGUUCAAGUUACAGAAGUGUGAAAAUGAAGAUGAUCAUGACAACUCAGGGAAUAGUGAGGGUGGAGUAUUGGCUGCAGGGACAGAAAACGAGCGUGAAAUAUCAGGAGAAGAUGCGAUUUGCUGCAUUUGCUUGAACAAAUACAUCGACAAUGAAGAACUGAGGGAGCUACCCUGCUCCCAUGUCUUCCAUGUGGAAUGUGUCGAUAAGUGGUUGAAGAUUAAUGCAUCAUGUCCCCUCUGUAAAAGUGAGCUUGGUGACAGCAGUGGUCCUCUGCCAUCGGCAGGAGACUCGACAUAGCAGUAGAGCAAGUGAGAAUGAUGGGUAACGGAUCAGCUGAAUUUAUUACAUGGGAUUUGUUGUCUCAAGCCCUGGGGUAGAUACUGAUGAAGCGCACUCAUCCCCAAGCAAACUAAAUUUUGUUUUAGAGUAAUGUAAAUGGCAACUGCAGGUUGUUGUUUUGGCCUUAGCAUUAGCUUUUAAAUCUAUCUGAAAGUUUGUAAUUGCAUGAUACAAGACAAGUAAGCAUCUCGCUUUUCGCCCCACCCCCUCCCUACUUCCAUGGAAAUAACAAAGAUGUUAUCUGUCUUCUUUUUAUGUUUCUUUUUUACAGAAUAUUCUUGUCUUUUGAAGUGAAGCUAACAUCGGAAUCUUUCAGUUUCA